Prosopis cineraria is the source of this 632-nucleotide messenger RNA. Its product is annotated as histone H2AX. The record is from RefSeq and is a predicted model, not a curated record. The transcript has 2 exons. Gene Ontology annotation, cellular component: nucleosome. Lineage: Eukaryota; Viridiplantae; Streptophyta; Magnoliopsida; Fabales; Fabaceae. Bases 71 to 493 code for a protein of 140 amino acids. Gene Ontology annotation, molecular function: DNA binding; structural constituent of chromatin; protein heterodimerization activity.
CGCAAUUGCGCUUUGAAUUCGAGACACCUCCUCUGCCAAAUCUAGGGUUAGGGUUCGAUCAGAUCAAGACAUGAGUUCGGCCGGUGGUACGACUAAGGGUGGCAGAGGCAAGCCCAAGGCCUCUAAGUCAGUAUCAAGGUCGCAGAAGGCCGGCCUUCAGUUCCCUGUCGGAAGGAUCGCUCGCUUCCUCAAGGCUGGCAAGUACGCCGAGCGGGUCGGUGCUGGGGCUCCUGUCUAUCUCUCCGCUGUUCUCGAGUAUCUUGCUGCUGAGGUAUUGGAGCUCGCGGGUAACGCUGCCAGAGACAAUAAGAAGAACCGUAUCGUUCCGAGGCACAUCCAGCUUGCAGUGAGGAAUGACGAGGAGCUCAGCAAGCUUUUGGGGUCUGUAACCAUUGCCAAUGGAGGCGUCUUACCCAAUAUCCACCAGACUUUGCUUCCUAAGAAGGUGGGCCAAGGGAAGGGCGAUAUUGGAUCUGCUUCUCAAGAAUUCUAGGGUUUAGGUUUCUUUUCGUUCCCUCAAUUUAUCGUAGUUAUAAGGCACAUGUUUGGUUGGCUUUUCUAUAAUACAUAGCCUGUAGUAAAAUUAAACUCAAUGAACAGGUUAAUCCUUCUGCGUAGUCUUUGAUUUUCAA